Messenger RNA from Nymphaea colorata (pocket water lily), 932 nucleotides. RefSeq names its product L-type lectin-domain containing receptor kinase VIII.1-like. Lineage: Eukaryota; Viridiplantae; Streptophyta; Magnoliopsida; Nymphaeales; Nymphaeaceae. Gene Ontology annotation, biological process: protein phosphorylation. The record is from RefSeq and is a predicted model, not a curated record. Gene Ontology annotation, molecular function: protein tyrosine kinase activity; ATP binding. The coding region runs from base 199 to 843 and encodes 214 amino acids. The transcript has a single exon.
CCCUUCCCCGCACCAGAACGAGCCUCUUCUUCUCCGUGCCACAACCGCCUCUGCAAGUCCGAUCCGGGAGCCGUCGCUGGGGCCGUUAACGCCGGCGCGUUAGUGCUGGUCGCCUGCGCAGGCCUCAUCAUCUGGUUUCGCUUCCGGGGCAUCCGAUUGCGGCGCGCCGCUGGCCUGCUCGAGAUACUGGCGUCGGAGAUGGUCAGGGCACCUCGUGAAUUCAGCUACCGGACGCUGAAAUCGGCGACGCGGAACUUCGAUUGCAGCCGGAUAAUCGGGCACGGCGCAUUCGGCACUGUCUACAAGGGGGUGAUCGCGGAGACAGGGGCCGUGGUGGCGGUGAAGAGGUGUAGUAAUGAGAGCGGCGGGCAGGGGAAGGCAGAGUUCCUAUCCGAGUUGUCCAUCAUCGGUGCCCUCCGCCACCGGAACCUUGUCCAACUUCUGGGAUGGUGCCACCAGAAAGGGAGACUGGUGGGGUCGGUAGGCUGGCCCGUAUCAGAGAUCCUCCUGGUCUACGAAUUCAUGCCCAACGGCAGCCUCGACAAGGCCCUCUUCCUCCCGGCGCCGGUGCUCCCCUGGCGACACCGCCGCCGGAUACUCGCCGGCGUCGCCAGUCACGACAGUGGUGGUGGAGGUCGCCGGCUGGAGAGCGAGCAGCGGUGGUGGUGGAGGUCGCCGGCUGGAGAGCGAGCAGCGGUGGUGGUGGAGAGCGAGCGCCGGCGGGAGAGCGAGUGGUUGUGGUGGUGGAGGGCUGAAAGCGCGGGAGCGCGGGAGAGGCAAGAGACGAGAGAGGCAAGAGACGAAAACGGAAGCUUCUGGACGACGACGAUUAACGACAACUAAAAGCAAUCAAGAAACGAUUACUUCCAUUCUGGUCAUCCGCUCGACCGAUCAUUUGAAUUUUGGAUUUAAUUUUAUUUGAAAGCAGCAUU